UGUGUUGGUCGCAGCAUCAGGCUUUGCAAUAUCCGGUCCCGCUCGUUUAAAAGGGGGAGCAACCCGAGGGCGACGCGUGGUCCAAUCUGCCAGUCCUCCAAAGCUCCAAAAGCAGCAUUCAUCUCAAACGAAAGGUGCCUCAAUCAGGGUGCGUUGGAAUGACGGCCCACCUGCCUGAUGAGAAUGGACAGAUGCUGAUUGACGGCUGUACGCCCAACAGCAUUCGCUGCGGACGACACAUGAGUAUACACGAGCCCGUCCCCGAUGCCUUGACUUGUUUUUCCUUCAUUUUGUUGAGCCCAAAACAAAAACUAUCCAUCCAGCCAUAUCUCGUCGACCAAGACACACAUAACGUCAACUGUGAGCACCGCCAAAAACAGCUUGGUAGCCGCUGAAGAUACUCCCCAAUUUCGCCUAGAGCCGCCCCCUAGACCCAGCAGCUGAACGGGUCUAAAGUUCUUUUGGGCAGGUCUCGGCAUCGCCAAUCCUCCGGGACGCGCCCAGCACACCAGCGCCCCGCCAUCACAGCUCCACCGCCCAAAUUCACAAAUACCUAGCUGGGCCCCCAAGCCCCGUGUCUCCCUGUUGCUAGGUGGAUGACGUCCUCGUCGUUUUCCCAGCUCCAUUCUUCUCCAAGCUUCUAUCCGUACCUCUUUGAUCUGCUCCCGCCCAGGUCAUCGGGUCCCUGACGUCGACUGUGCGGGCACUACAACUACUGGGAACAUCGAGGGAUCCAUCAACAACAACCAAAGUUGCGACGACGGACCACUACCCGCACACGUCCCACCCUAUCAUUGCCACUGAUUCGAAACUAAGAAGGGAGAGAGAAGGGGAAAGCUGGGGAAGGACAGCCAUCUAGCCAGCCAUCCUGUUUUGAUCUGCCUUGCUCUCUGCGAGUCUGCAUUACAUACCACCUACCACCCACCACCCACCAAACACAGCAACAGAACAGCACAGCACAGCAUUGGAGAGUGGCACUCUUGGAACCUACGUCGUAAUUGAUUGGGCCCUCCUUCGAUUGGAUUGGAGGGUCAAUUGCAAGAACAAAAUAAAUCUUGGAACGAUUACCUACUACACGAUCGUGCCAAGGUAGAUAAAGACACGCAUACCCCGCGCCAGCCCACCCACCUCUUAGCAUAAUGGCUCGCUUCAUCCCCAACCGUCUGAAGCCGGGCUACUCCAACUCUGCCGCCAACUCAGCUUCGAACAGCCGUAGUGCCAGCCCCAUGCGCAGCAAAGGAGAUUCCGCCAGCCCAGAGGGCCGCAGGGAGACGGGCCUGGUAGUGCAGGUAUCGAUUCUACGGGCCAAAGAUCUCGCUGCCAAGGACAGGGGAGGAACGUCGGAUCCGUAUCUCGUACUCAAUCUUGGCGAAUCGAAGCACAUUACACACACCGAGUCGAAGACACUGAACCCAGAAUGGAACGAAACAUGCCAGCUCCCCAUCAAUGGCAUCCAGAGCCUGCUCCUCGAUGUGAACUGCUGGGAUAAGGAUCGCUUUGGGAAGGACUACUUGGGCGAGUUUGACCUUGCCCUGGAGGAGAUCUUCGCCGAUGAAAAGAUCGAGCAGCCGCCAACAUGGUACAAGCUGAAGAGCAAGCGUCCAGGGAAGAAGACGGGCGUUGUUUCGGGCGAGGUCUUGCUGCAGUUCUCUCUGCUCGACACCUCCAACAAGGACGCCAGCCCCCAGCAGAUCUACGAGAAGUUCGCUGCAAUUGCUAAAUCUGCUCCGGCAGUCGACGCCUCGUUGACCCCUACUCCAUCUCGUACCCCCGUGCUUGCUCCGACCAAGGGCAAGGUGCCAUCGCCGGCGCCUUCGUUGGGGGGAAGAGUAACCGACGACGCCGAUGAGGACGACGACUACGACUACGAAGACGAGACCCCCGAAGAUGAGGACCCUACCAAGCCGGAAACUGCCGAGAAGAGAAGGAGGAGACUGCGGAUCAAGGGGCUGAAGCGCAAAAAGAGGCAAAACCCCUACGAAUUUAUCAACGGCGGUAGUGACGUGGUUGGUAUUAUUUUCCUGGAGAUUUGCAAGAUUACCGACCUUCCCCCGGAGUCGAACGUUACAAGGACGAGCUUUGACAUGGAUCCUUUUGUGGUUGCUUCGCUUGGCAAGAAGACAUACCGGACCAAGACGAUCCGUCACAACCUGGAUCCCGUGUUCAACGAGAAGAUGAUCUUCCAGGUGUUGAACCACGAACAGCAGUACCAGUUUGCUUUUACUGUCAUUGACCACGACAAGUACUCUGGAAACGAUUUCAUUGCCUCCGUGAACUUUCCGGUACAGGAAAUCAUCUCCAAGGCACCAAAGGCGGACCCCGCCACUGGACUGUAUAACUUGAAGGAGGUAGCUGAGUUCUCGGCUCCGGCGCAGAGGACCCGUUUUAUGAGACUGGGUCUUUCCCGGACCAACUCUAGCCAGAGCUUGUCCAAGCAAGCUAGGCCUGCAUUGUCCAAGAAUCCGUCAACCUUGACCAAUGUAUCUUCUCUUGUCGCAACGCCGGCAUUGGGCUCUGGUCAACAGCUUCAUGAGGUGCCUGAGGGCGCUCAAACACCCGCUAUCAAUGCUCCGAUCCCCGCCGGACUCGUUCAGCCGGGGGAAGGCGGUGUCGCUGCGGCCGCCGCGAACACGGCUGAGAAUGCCUCACCAGAAACUGAAGAUCCGGAUUUCUUCCCUUACACACUUCCCCUCAGGAUGAAGAACCUUGAGAAGUGGGAGGAUAAGCAUAAUCCACAGCUGUACAUCCGUGCCAAGUACAUGCCUUACGCCGCACUCAGGCAACAGUUCUGGAGAGCUCUGUUGAAGCAGUACGACGCCGACGAGAGCGGACUUAUUAGCAAGGUCGAGUUGACCACCAUGUUGGACUCUUUGGGAUCGACCCUGCGCGAGUCGACGAUUGACAGCUUCUUCCUCCGAUUCCCCCAUAAGGCGGGUGAUAAUGAAGACGUCGAGGACCUAACCAUGGAUGAGGCCGUCAUCUGCCUGGAGGACCAGCUUGAGUCCAAGGUCAGAACUCCGGGUGUCGUGGAGCGUGUGAAGAAUAUUCUCCCAGAUGCCGCCGAAAAGGUCAAGAACCUGCUGCCUAUACCCGGCAAGGAGUCGCAUCCCGAUACUGUCCAGCCACCGAGCGAGUCUGACCUUGGCGGAACCGACAGCAUCACUGUUCCAGAGUUGGCGACUCCAGGCGAAGAGGGCGAUUACCUCGACCGGGACGAUCUCAAUGCUAGCAACACCGAAGAACAUGUGGUAGAGAUCCGCGAAUGCCCCAUCUGCCAUCAACCGCGCUUGAACAAGCGCAAGGAUGCAGACAUCAUCACCCAUAUUGCCACCUGUGCCAGCCAGGACUGGCGACAGGUGAACAACCUGAUGAUGGGUGGGUUCGUUACGUCCAGCCAGGCCCAGCGCAAGUGGUACUCCAAGGUGAUCACCAAGAUCUCCUACGGUGGCUACAAGCUCGGUGCCAACUCUGCCAACAUCCUCGUGCAAGACCGCAUCACCGGUCAGAUCAACGAAGAGAAGAUGAGCGUCUACGUCCGUCUUGGUAUUCGCUUGUUGUACAAGGGUCUCAAGUCCAACAAUAUGGAGAAGAAGCGCAUUCGCAAGCUGCUCAAGUCUCUCAGUAUUAAGCAGGGCAAGAAAUAUGACGACCCUGCUUCCAAGGCCGAAAUCCCCAAAUUCAUCGCCUUCCACGGAUUGGACUUGUCUGAGGUGUUGCUUCCUCUGGACCAGUUCAAGAACUUCAACGAGUUUUUCUACCGCGCUCUCAAGCCUGAUGCCAGACCAGUUUCUGCACCAAACAACCCGCGCAUUGUGGUCUCUCCGGCCGAUUGCAGAUCCGUCGUCUUUAACCGCGUUGACAUUGCCACCAAGGUCUGGAUCAAGGGUAGAGAAUUCAGCGUCAAGCGUCUCCUAGGCGAUGCCUACCCUGAAGAUGCCCACCGCUACGAAGCCGGUGGCGCGCUGGGUAUUUUCAGACUGGCACCUCAAGACUACCACAGAUUCCACAUCCCCGUGGAUGGUGUUAUGAGGGAACCCAAGACCAUUGCAGGUGAAUACUACACUGUCAACCCAAUGGCUAUUCGGUCGGCACUGGAUGUGUAUGGCGAGAAUGUGAGGAUUGUCGUGCCUAUUGAUUCCCCAGAAUUCGGACGGGUAAUGGUGAUUUGCAUUGGUGCCAUGAUGGUGGGCAGCACCGUGAUUACAAAGAAGGAAGGGGACGAGGUCAAGAGGGGUGAUGAACUGGGCUACUUCAAGUUUGGCGGGUCGACGCUGGUGGUGCUGUUUGAGAGUGGAAAGAUGAUGUUUGAUGAUGACUUGGUGGACAAUUCGAAUACUGCGCUGGAGACCUUGGUCCGCGUCGGCAUGUCGGUCGGCCACGCCCCCUCUGAACCGCAAUGGACCCCUGACAUGCGCAAGGACGACGCUCAAAUCACCGAAGCGGACAAGCAGGACGCCAAGCGCAGGAUCCAAGGGCAGGUCGCGGAGGAGAGCCCGAACGAUGACAGCGGCAGCGGGCUUGAUGUGGACGGGGAGGGUGAUGGCGAAGUGACAGUCAAGGUUCCCCCCCUGGGGACGACAAACGGGCCGGCAGUAACCGCCUGA
Molecule: messenger RNA, 4604 nt
Organism: Podospora bellae-mahoneyi
Lineage: Eukaryota; Fungi; Ascomycota; Sordariomycetes; Sordariales; Podosporaceae
Gene: PSD2
Product: phosphatidylserine decarboxylase
Exons: 4
Coding region: 1140-4604 (1154 amino acids)
Biological process (GO): phospholipid biosynthetic process
Molecular function (GO): phosphatidylserine decarboxylase activity; calcium ion binding
Source: RefSeq, a predicted model, not a curated record